Messenger RNA from Plutella xylostella (diamondback moth), 4122 nucleotides. It is a transcript of the gene Indy, whose product is annotated as tricarboxylate transporter protein I'm not dead yet. Gene Ontology annotation, molecular function: citrate transmembrane transporter activity; succinate transmembrane transporter activity. NCBI's taxonomy places the organism in Eukaryota, Metazoa, Arthropoda, Insecta, Lepidoptera, Plutellidae. The record is from RefSeq and is a predicted model, not a curated record. Gene Ontology annotation, biological process: succinate transport; transmembrane transport; citrate transport. Gene Ontology annotation, cellular component: plasma membrane.
GUCUUGGUCAGUCGGUCUCGGGACGUCGAGGAGGAAGCACGUCCCACCGUCUCCCGCGACGCACGCAGUGAAAACGGCAUUUACAAACAUAGUUGUGUUGUGUUAUUUUCGGAGCUGUACGCGAAGUGAUAUCAAAAGCACAGGAUUUAUUUGACGCAGAAGAGAUCGGGAAUGUAGAUUGGGGUGAAAAGUAGAAAGUUGUUAGUUGAAGCUUUGUGCCUUGCUGCGCCUGCUCAGCGGUGACAAUGGCCUCCAACAAUAUCAGCACCCUCGAAGGGGUUGUCGACGAUGCCAAUCGUGGCACAACGUAUUUCUUUUCCAGAAGUAGGACUAGCGCGAGUCUCUGCCAGCGGGUGCAGCUGUUCCUGUCUAUUUACUGGAAGUCAUGUCUGGUGGUUGCGACGCCGCUUCUUCUGCUGCCCAUUCCUAUAUUGUACGAGGGAGAGGCGUUUCGCUGCAUGUACGUAGUCCUGAUCAUGGCGACGUACUGGGUGCUGGAGCUGCUGCCGCUGCCCGUCACCUCCAUGCUGCCCAUCGUGCUGUUCCCGACUAUGGGCAUCCUGGACUCUGAUAAGACCUGCGCCUCGUAUAUGAAGGAGACCAACAUGAUGUUCAUGGGCGGGCUGAUGAUCGCGGCCGGGGUGCAGCACUCCAAGCUGCCGAAGCGGGUCGCGCUGUGGACCGUGCAGGUGGUCGGCUGCUCGCAUCGGAGACUAAACUUCGGUCUCACCUUCGUGACGAUGUUCAUUUCGAUGUGGGUGUCGAACGCGGCGGCCACCACCAUGAUGGUGCCCAUCGUGGAGGCCAUCCUGCACGUGCUGCAGGAGCAGGGGCUCGGCGACGUGUAUAAAGAUAGGCCCAAGGCGGUUGAGAACGGUAAAGAAGGCAAGGAGACCAAGGGAAAGGGGGAUAAUGAAUCAGUGCCGAUGCCCAGCGACAUCACGAUCUGCUACUUCCUUUCUAUCGCAUACGCAUCGACUCUCGGCGGGUGCGGGACUCUGGUGGGCACCGCCACCAACUCCGCCUUCAAGGGGAUCUUCGACAGUGAAUUCAAAGACAACAAGGAGCUCAAGGACUCGGUGAACUUCUUCUGGUUCAUGGCGUACAGCGCGCCGCCCAUGCUGCUGACGCAGCUGCUGGUGUGGGUCGCGCUGCAGAUUACCUUCAUGGGACUGUUCCGGCCCAACAGCGAGGCGGCGAAACGCGUGGAGCUGGCAUCGUCUGGCUCGGAGACAACUCUGAAGGUCAUCAAGGAGCAGUACAGGAACCUCGGCCCUGCCACGUUCCAUGAGAAGGCGUCCGGGUCGCUGUUCAUCGUGGCGGUGUUCCUGUACAUCUUCCGCAAGCCCGGCUUCAUGACCGGCUGGUCGCAGCUGCUCACCAACAUGCAAGUGAAAGAUGGAGUGACGUCGAUCUUCAUCGUGAUCCUGAUGUUCGUGCUGCCCAUGGCCGUGGACUUCUUCAAGUUCUUCAGCUCAGCCGCCUCGUACGAGGAGUUGGCAGCCACGAAGCCCUCGCCAGGCAUCGUCACAUGGAACAUCCUCAAGGAAAAAGUGCCGUGGGGUCUGCUCUUUUUGCUGGGCGGCGGCUUCGCCCUAGCCGAAGGCUCCAAGUCCUCAGGCCUGUCGGCCCUCAUCGGCUCCUCUCUCCAGGGGCUGCGCGGGCUGCCGGCGCCGCUCGUGCUACUGGUGGUGUUGCUGGUCACGCAGCUCAUCACGGAGUUCACCAGCAACGUGGCCAUAGCUAAUUUGAUACUGCCCGUGCUGGCUAAUAUGGCCCGUCAACUGAACAUGGACCCUCGCUACCUGAUGAUCCCGGCGACGCUGGCCUGCUCCAUGGCCUUCCACAUGCCCGUGGGGACCCCUCCUAAUGCCAUCGUAGCGGGCGUAGCUCAUAUACCCACCUCGAAGAUGGCUAUCGGCGGUAUCGGACCCAAGAUCAUCACGACCCUCAUCAUCUGGGCGUCCUACCCUCUCUACGGCACCUACAUCUUCAGCGAAGGAGACUUCUUAGGCUUGUCUGGAGCCGGCAAAGUCAUGACUGAAACACUCUCCCUACAGUGCAACGGAACCACCCCCACCUCCCUACUACAGAAGGGAGUCACCCUAUUCAAUUGCUCCCUACCAUACAAGAUAAACUCAACGGCUGUAUCCCCAGGAAAUGCCACGUUGGUAGGCGAUGUCAUCGGUGGGCUAUUCCGCUGUGAUUAUCUACCGUACUUUAGAGCGAAUAAUAGCAUAUAAAGUGGUGUGUGUUGUGUAAUUGUGUACCUGAUUUGGUUUUAGUGAGGAUGCUAUUUAUGUUGAAUGAAAAAUAUGUAAUACGCUUACUUACCUCUCCAAUGUAUUGAAAAGUGAUUUAGGGUACCGACUUCUGGUUUAACUGAGCUCAGACAGUCUAUGGUAAAAAUUCCAUACAUAAAAGAUAUUUUUUAAUAUAUUUGUUGGGGUAAGUCUGUUUUAUUAUGACUACCUAACGGCGCGACGUAGUCCAAAAUGUGAAUGUAAUGCCAAAAUAGUUUAGAAUCUUCUUAUUUUAUAAAUAGGGCUAUUAAACAACGGGUAAAUGAUAUUUUAGGUACGAUUGUGUAAUAAUAAAAAUCAAAGUAUAGCCUGUAUACACUUUAUACUUAGUGUCCUCAGGAAAACUCAGAUUUCCAAACUCAAAGGGGCCGACACAGGCGAGGAAAUCGCGACGAGACUAUCGAGUUUCUGUAUACAGGGUGUUGCAAAAAGGGUAAUAACAUGCUGCACACGGUGGUUUCCGUUUAGUAUACCCUUUUUGCAACUCUAGAUACUGUCAUAAAAGGUGCCUCCACACUGCAAUAUUAUCGCUGCGAUGCGACAAGUUGAGUGCGGUGAAACGUCAACUCCUCGCGAUUCUAUUGCCAGUGGAGACGGCCACUAAGUAUUAAUUUACUACACACCCUUCACUAACACUAACUAAGUGUAUACUAGUUAUAUAGUAUAUUAUAAUAUUAUUAUGUGUGAAUGAUCCUAUGUACAAAACUUAAGCAUUUUCUGUGUUCAAGAUACAUAAUACAAUAGCAUUUAUAAGUUUACCGUGUAAUUCUGUAACUGGAUGCGAAACAAUUUAUUUUUAUUAAAUUUUCUUGGUUAUGUUAUAUACUUAUAAUAUGUAGUACCUACUUCAUAAGUAUUCAUAACAAUAUGUUUUUUCUAUGUUGUAGAGAGAGAUCACCAAUUAUUUUUUUGGUAAGUAUCGGGCGCUAUUUGGGUGUGAUGUACAGGUUUUUAUUAUUUAGGGUUUAUACAUCGGCAGGGUUUUAUAUUUUGACAAUAAUAUCGAUACAAAUAAUGUAAGGCUAUCUAGUGGAAAUAUAUUUUACAGUACCUUUGUGAAUUUUAUGCAAUCCCUAUGCAUUUGUAAACUACUAAAUUUACACUAUAAUUGAAUGUAUUUUUCUACAACUACUUACCUAUUAUGCCGUGCCAUUCUUAAAUCACUAUAAAUGUAUUGUGAUAAAACGCCUUUAUUAAGAUGACAUGUCGAACCAGAAUGUGCCUUAAUACAAAUACAUAACCAUAGUAAUAAUAUAUAGUGCUACAAAUUAUGUAAUAUUAACUGAAGGUGUAGGGAUGAUUCGAAUCUUUUUAGGAAAAAUUUUGCUCAUUGCUGCUAAUAAUGCCACCAUAAUCUCAUAAAAAUUGUUAAGAAUAGUUAGCAAAAACAUAAGUAAGUAUAUCUAUGUUUAAAAAUGGAUAUAAUAUAUUUGCUAACUGUACUUAUAUCUAGUUGCAAAGACACUGCGUAUGUUUUUGAUAAAAAGUAUUUUAUAAAAAUGUAUGCGAUCGCAGCAUUUCGUAUUUUAGGUUUAUUAAUGAAAUAACUGUGACUAUUAAUGUGUUUGUAAAUAUAUUUUAGAAAGCAAAUAACUUGAAUAACCAAUGUCUUCGUAGUAAUUUAUAUGUUUCAAAUGUAUACAAAAAAUAUGACAACUAUUUCUCAAAAAUACCCUUAUAAAUUUGUAUGUGUAGCCAAAGAAAUAUAUUUGUAUGUUUUAGAUUGAGUUUAGGUAAAUUUUACAUGCUCAUGUUGUAAAUAGAGGUAAACUGAAUAUAAUGGUAGUUGUUAAACAAAAAAUAAAUAUUUUGGAAUAAG